Closterium sp. Naga37s-1 is the source of this 549-nucleotide messenger RNA. The record is from the annotation of a GenBank genome assembly. Lineage: Eukaryota; Viridiplantae; Streptophyta; Zygnematophyceae; Desmidiales; Closteriaceae.
AUGACGGAGGCGGAGGUGGCAUCGGGCAGCGUGCUCCAGGCAACCCAGCACAGCGGGCGCAAGGACGAUGCGGUGCGCGAGCACGUGCGCAACAUGUACGUCAACCUGCGCCGCCACUACCACCGCCUUCUCGUGUGCGGGGCAGAGCACGGCCGGGGAGAAGACGACGACGACGACGAUGAUAACAGCACUGAUACCUCUUCCCCGGCCGCUCGCACGAAGCAGCAGCAGCGGCGGCAGCAGCAGAAGGAUCCGCGGCUGCGGGUGACGUCCAAGGUGAACGUGGUGCAGGGCAUCAAGGCCAUGCUGCCGGAAGACACACCCUCUGCCCGCAAGCCUGGCGCUGAGGCAAUGGAAGAAGCAACGCGUCUUGACCACGCAACGGCGCGGGCGCGGGCCUUUGCAUGGUACCACGUGUGCUACCACCCCUCCGAGCUGCAGCGCGUGCAGCAGGAGGCACGCGGUUUCGGGCUGAGCGUGGCGCCUGUGUUUCUGAGCUUUGCGUGGAUCGGUGUGGACAUAUUGUGCCAGCACCUCGUCACCGACUGA